Vanrija pseudolonga is the source of this 755-nucleotide messenger RNA. RefSeq lists its product as uncharacterized. The record is from RefSeq and is a predicted model, not a curated record. NCBI's taxonomy places the organism in Eukaryota, Fungi, Basidiomycota, Tremellomycetes, Trichosporonales, Trichosporonaceae. Bases 377 to 733 code for a protein of 118 amino acids. The transcript is spliced from 3 exons.
CGGCGAGAGAUGAGAUGUGCUCACAGGGAGGGCGGGGCGGCGAUGGGGCACCGCCGCCGCCGUCAGUAGAUGACCACCUCGAGGGCGCCGAGGCUGGGCCUGUCGGGGCGUCGAGGACCCCACCUUCGACGUCCAGCCUGACCUCAUGGCCUGCGUCCGGUGCUGCUGUGUCGACGCCAUGAGGUCACCCCGCCCGACAUGCCGCACGCCCGGCUGCGGCUGCUCGUCAUAUCCGCGCGCCCGGCAACCCCUCGCCGUGUUCCUCGGCGUCUCGUACACGGUCACGCGUCACGACCUCGCCCACAUUGCUCGUCACGCAAGGCGUGCUAAUCGCCAUCGGCGGGGGGCAGUGCGGUAUGGGGUAUAAGUAGCGCGCAUGGUGUGGGUUACCGCGGCAGCUCGUCAACCACCCUCACCCACCCACACAAUGGUCUUCGCUCUCGUCGCUUCCUUCCGCGCGGUGGACGCCGCCGCUGCUGAGCGUAUCGUGGACCUCCUCGGCAAGGUCCGCAACUUUGCCCUCUCGGCCGACGAGCCCGGUACGCUCGUGUACAACCCCGCGCGCAAGGCCGCCGACAGCCUCGACUUUGUCGUGUACGAGGAGUAUGUCGACCAGGCGGCGCUUGGAGCCCACGUCACGUCCACCCAGUUCAAGACGCUCGAGGGCGAGGCGGACAAGCUGUUCGUCGGCGGCAAGGAGGGCCUCAAGAUCGAGUACGUGAACCGGUUCUAGGCGGCCAUGGGUGUCGGCCUGU